Molecule: messenger RNA, 2787 nt
Organism: Tupaia belangeri chinensis (Chinese tree shrew)
Lineage: Eukaryota; Metazoa; Chordata; Mammalia; Scandentia; Tupaiidae
Gene: CASP2
Product: caspase 2
Exons: 11
Coding region: 28-1386 (452 amino acids)
Biological process (GO): proteolysis; regulation of apoptotic process
Molecular function (GO): cysteine-type endopeptidase activity
Source: RefSeq, a predicted model, not a curated record
CCUCUCAAAGCCCGGGAAAAGCGGGAAAUGGCGGUUCGGAGCGCGGGUUCUCGGCCAAUCUUGAAGCAGAAGGGGUUAAUGGCCGCUGACAGGGGGCGCAGGAUAUUAGGAGUGUGUGGCAUGCAUCCUGACCAUCAGGAAACUCUGAAAAAGAACCGAGUGGUGCUGGCCAAACAGCUGUUGCCGAGUGAACUGUUGGAACAUCUCCUGGAGAAGGACAUCAUCACUUUGGAAAUGAGAGAGCUCAUCCAGGCCAAAGUGGGCAGUUUCAGCCAGAAUGUGGAACUCCUCAACUUGCUGCCCAAGAGGGGUCCUCAGGCUUUUGAUGCCUUCUGUGAGGCCCUGAGGGAGACCAAGCAGGGCCACCUGGAGGAUCUGCUGCUUACCACUCUCUCUGAUCUUCAGCAUGCACUUCCACCGUUGAGCUGUGACUAUGACUUGAAUCUUCCAUAUCCGGUGUGUGAGUCCUGUCCUCCUCACAAACAGCUCCGCCUGUCAGCAGAUGCUGUGGAAUACUCCCUAGACAAUGGAGAUGGCCCUCCCUGCCUUCAGGUGAAGCCUUGCACUCCCGAGUUUUAUCAGAAACACUGCCAGCUGGCCUAUCGACUGCAAUCUCGACCUCGAGGCUUAGCACUGGUGCUGAGCAAUGUACACUUCACGGGAGAGAAAGAUCUGGAAUUUCGCUCUGGAGGGGAUGUAGACCACAGUGCUCUAGUCACCCUCUUCAAGCUUUUGGGCUACAGCGUCCAUGUUCUACAUGAUCAGACUGCACAGGAAAUGCAAGAGAAACUCCAGAAUUUUGCACAGUUACCAGCACACCGUGUCACGGACUCCUGCAUAGUGGCACUCCUCUCACAUGGGGUGGAGGGUGGCAUCUACGGUGUGGAUGGCAAGCUGCUUCAGCUACAAGAGGUUUUUCGGCUAUUUGACAAUGCCAACUGCCCGAACCUACAGAACAAGCCGAAAAUGUUCUUCAUCCAGGCCUGCCGUGGAGAUGAGACCGAUCGUGGGGUUGACCAGCAAGAUGGAAAGAACCAUGCAAGGUCCCCUGGGUGUGAGGAGAGUGAUGCUAGCAAAGAGGAGAUGCUGAGGACGAGACUGCCCACUCGCUCCGACAUGAUCUGUGGCUACGCCUGCCUCAAAGGGACUGCUGCCAUGCGAAACACCAAACGUGGUUCCUGGUACAUCCAGGCCCUCACUCAGGUGUUCUCCGAGAGGGCUUGCGACAUGCAUGUUGCCGACAUGCUGGUUAAGGUGAAUGCACUCAUCAAGGAACGCGAAGGCUACGCCCCUGGCACAGAGUUCCACCGAUGCAAAGAGAUGUCUGAGUACUGUAGCACUCUGUGCCGCCACCUCUACUUGUUUCCAGGACACCCUCCCACGUGAUGCCACUUCCGCAGCAUGUGUCUACACAGAGGCCACUGGACCCCAGGAUAGUCUUUUCAGGAUACACAGCUUCUGUUCUUCCCCCUCAGGGAUGUGGGACCUACCAGGCCUGUCUCCUCUGCCCGCCAUCUCUGCCUCUCACUCUGACAUAGGAUUCCAGGGCAGCACCUUCCCUGGAAAGUACUCUCCUCUUAAAGCCAGCUGAGUUGGACUUGUUUGCAAGGAAUGUUUUGUUUUGGCUGCAGUUGAACAGCCUGGCAAGUGACGUUCUAAGACUGUCAUCAUGUGGAGGGGACACCUCAAUGCUUGUGGUCGAUGCUUAUGUUCAGUUCCUGCCCCCAGGGCUUUCACAGUUGGCCUUUGGUCAUUGCUUUUAUUAACAUUAGUUGAAGUGUCUCUGAGCUCAUCUCCUGUCUUUCAUUCUGGGCCCCCACUCAACAGUUGCCCAGCAUGCUUUUCAAGCUGCUGGGCCUGGGGCUUAAACCAUGCAGUUGGCCAUUUGGGAUCCAGCACCUUAGCCAUCAUGCCACCUGCUGACUCUACCCUUCCCUUUUCUUCAAGGCCUUUUUCUUCCAUUCUUUCUCCUUCCAAACUAUUCUCCACAUAAGUCUAUGGAGUCUGUUCUCCCCACCACCACCAUCGCCACCAUUUUCUGCAGGUGGCAUCUUUGUUUUUUAAGUCUUGGUUUAAAUGUCACCUUUUUGUGGAGAUCUUCUCAGGUCUGUCUGUCUCUCAGCAGCCCUGUGUCUUACUGCAUUCUGAUUAUUUCAUCCAUUGUACUUAUCGGAAUUUGUAAUUAUGUAUAUGCUUAUUUCGAGUGUUUAUUUCUGUCUUUGGUUUUCUGCAGACUCCAAGAGGGCAGAAAUUCAGUUUAAUUUUUUAUUUUAUUAUUUUUUUAAAAAUUUAUUAUAGGGUGCAUGCACUCUGCUGGAGAGAGAGAGAGAAGGAAGGUAAGAAAGUGCCCCGCAGGGUGUACCCAGUGUCUGGCACAUAGCUGGUCUUCAGUAAGCAUUCACUGAAGGAAGAAAGCAAGCCGGCACUGGUUGGAAUCCUACUUUUUGAAAAAACUUCCCUUUUGACAUUAUACCUAGUGUAGUGUUUGUACUCCAUUUUUUUCAUGUGUUUUGUUUUUAUCCACUGGUGUUUUUAACUCCUUGAGGACAAAUCGUGUAUGAGACAGCUUUCUUUGCAUCUCCCAUGGUGCCUAGCAAAACGCUAGGCCACAGUAGUCAAGGUGCUCAAUAAAUAUUUGUUAUGUGAGCCAGGUGGCGUGAAGACUUGCUGCCAAGUCCUGACUGGGGUCAGUAUAGUAUGGAAGUAUUGGGUGAUACAACCUUUCCACUUCCCACUGCCAGAAUUUUGUAUUGCCAUCAGGUGCCAAAUAAAUGUUCAUAUUUGUUA